AUGCCUGAAGAAAUCCAACACCUCCGAGUCACUUACAAUGACAUUCACAACCUCAUUCGAAAACGAACUCCACAAAUUGCCAAGGAAUUCAAUCCUGACCUUUUGAUUGCAAUCGGUGGAGGCGGCUUCUUCCCCGCCCGAGUGAUGCGAACUUUCCUCCGGGGAGAGACGCAUAACAAAACCCUGCAAAUUCAAGCCAUCGGUCUCUCAUUGUACGAGCCCAUAGAAGGCAGCACUGCCGAGCAGAUUGGAAAUGAGGUUAUUCGAACGCAAUGGCUAGGACCCAAUUCUGGAAAGAUGCUCGUUGGGAGACGGAACCUCAUUGUCGACGAAGUCGACGAUACUCGAAAGACCCUUUGCUACGCUCUCUCUGAACUCAAGAAAGACGUAGAACAAGAACUCCUCAACUAUCCCGAGGACCAACGUGCCCAACUCCGUGAAGCAACCAAGUUUGCCAUCUUCGUCGUCCACAACAAGAAGAAGCCCAAGUUGGCUGAGAUUGAUGCUGGAACACCAUACUUCUCUGGAGACGACGUAGACGAUGUCUGGCUGGACUACCCUUGGGAAGCAACGGACAUUGAGGAACAUGAUAGGCUCGCCCGAGCAGACAGAGCUUAA
Molecule: messenger RNA, 618 nt
Organism: Coprinopsis cinerea okayama7#130
Lineage: Eukaryota; Fungi; Basidiomycota; Agaricomycetes; Agaricales; Psathyrellaceae
Exons: 9
Coding region: 1-618 (205 amino acids)
Biological process (GO): GMP salvage; hypoxanthine metabolic process; XMP salvage
Cellular component (GO): cytoplasm
Molecular function (GO): hypoxanthine phosphoribosyltransferase activity
Source: RefSeq, a predicted model, not a curated record